Molecule: messenger RNA, 658 nt
Organism: Oryzias melastigma (Indian medaka)
Lineage: Eukaryota; Metazoa; Chordata; Actinopteri; Beloniformes; Adrianichthyidae
Product: 2-phosphoxylose phosphatase 1
Exons: 4
Source: RefSeq, a predicted model, not a curated record
UUUUGAAAAGCCUUACCGGAAGCAGAGAUAACAACUACAUUAGCAUGUUUACCAUAGUCUGCAUGAAAUAGCGGAGCGCCCGCUUUAAGCGUGAAUCUUCUCUGUGUGGCUGCAGGUCUCUCCGUCUAAAGGUUGCAGAGAUGGAAUGCUGCCUUAAUGGCUGAUGGAAAAGACCGUAGACUGGAUCCACCCCAAGAUGCUGGCUCGUAACCGCUUCCUCCUCCUGGUGGUGGUGGGCGGCGUCGUGCUGGCCAUCGUCAGUGUGAGCCUCCAGUUCUUGAACCUGACUCCAGCCGCCCCCAUGGUGGAGAAGCGUCCAGCCACCUCUUCAGGGGAAGGCCUUUCGUUGGGGAAGAGCAGAAAGCGAGUGUUCCCGGUGACCCAAACCCAAGAGCCCGACCCCAUUUCUGAAGCUUACAGCUACUGCAACACCCCCAACAGAACCGAGCAGGCCUGGGAGGGUCACAGUCCAGCAGACUACAAGCUGCUGUCCGUCCAUGUGAUGAUUCGACAUGGAGACAGAUACCCGCUUUACUACAUUCCAAAAACCAAGCGACCACCCAUCAACUGUACCCUGUCGGUCAGCAGGUACACAGUCCUGUUCCACUUGAUUCUGCGUGUUCUUGUAGGUAGUGGAGGCUCAGUUCCUCUCCCUGAG